AUGGAGAACAAUGCUCUUGUGGAGCGCACGUACCAAGCGCUCAUGGGAGUCGUGCAGACCACCGCUGUGAGCCGAAAAGUGCUGGCGAGACCUCCCUUCACGUUCCUGCACAAGCUGCUGGUUGAAACGCUGGCCGAGUACGACCUCUUCUCCGACCACCAGCUCCAGUUCUCCCUCAUGACCACCAAACAAACCAAGGCUGCCUUCUUGACGCGUGCGAUAGCGUUCGUGACUUUCGUGAUGAGCGCCCACUCCGAGCAUCCUCACAUUUCCUGUCUUCUACUGGUCAGCCCUGUUCAAGUGCUGGCUGGAGUGAGCGUCCCCGACACGCUUGAAUUCCUUCUGCAACUCUGUGAAGUUUGUCGAAUGCCCAAUCGAGACAUCAAAGACGCGGCGGCGCAGGAAGUUCGCGACAAGGGAGACGCGCACCUCUACUCCUCCGGCGUUGUAUUCCGAAAGGGGUUAGUUCGUAUUCAGAGCAUUAUCCGCAGUUUUCUCCGACGUCGGGUGCGAAAAGCGGCACCGCGACUCAGCGGCACUCCAUUGCCCGGACGGGAGCUGUCGAUGACGGAGGGGACUCGUUUCCUCAAGGAGCUAGCCGACGGUCGUGUCUACAACGGCAUCAUCCAGAGCGUGCAGAAGAACAUUUACGUUCUGGGCUACGAAGAAGACGCGGAAGCUCAAGACAAAGUCAACGAGAUCGAGAUGAAAAUCAUUUUGGAGGAGUCCCAGCGUCUUAGUGCGGCUCGUGAAGGUCUCCGUCUGACGCGGAAUGGCAGCAAUGAGCGAGCGGACGGUGAUAUAUCGCUCACUGAUCUCCCCGACUUAACGGAAGACGUACGUGCGCCUGGGUUCAUCAAGCGCGUGUCGUCCCGAGACUCUGGGGCGGUGCUACUGGGGUCCAAACCCAGCAAAAACAUGCUCAAACGCGCGCAGUCCCAACGACCAUCUAACUCGGAAAUCGAAUUAUUCAAACUCCCCUCGAACGAAGCCAUCUUGGCCAGGAAGUCUACCAGCAGGAACUUGGUAUCCCUGGUACAAAGCCACUCCAGUGAAGGGAUGGUCGAUACAGCGUUCGCUGGGCCGUAUCAAACGACGGACCAACGCACUCAAGAGAAGCAGGCCAUGAUUCGAGACAUCGUCAUGCGCAUCGACAGCUACAUGAAGCGCAAACGACUGCGCGUGAUCGAUCUCUUCCGCUUCUGUGACACAAACGGCAACGGCAGCAUUUCACCCGAGGAGAUGAUCGACACGCUAUCGCAGAUGGAAAUUCAGCUGACCCCCUCUCAAGCGCGAGACUUCCUCGAGCACAUCGACAAGGACGGCAACGGCUCGAUCGAUGUCGACGAGUUCGAAGAGCUCGUGCGCGCUGCACGUCGCAAUGAAGCUCAACGCGAACAGCUCAAGAAAGAGCUCAACGGACCUCGGAAGCAGUCCGAGACCAAAUCUUCAGUCAAGUACAACGCCGUCAUGAAAGCCAAGGCCAAGCAGACCAUCCUCGACGAAUUUAAAGCUGCACAGGAGGAGGAUGGCGAUGGGGUUAACGCCCACCAGUUGCGCGCGCUAAUCGGCCGAUUGGCACUCCCCGGAAUGAACGAGACGAUCGUAAGCUCGAUCGUGGAUCGCGCUGUUGAGAUCGCCACCGGGAGCUCGGACAUGCCCUCAACGCCUUCUCAGCUUUUGACACCUCCGAGCUCUCCAUUCGUGCAGAUGCGGAGCAGUAGCAGCAAGAGCUUGAUCUCGUACCAUCACCUCGCCAAGGCCCUGGACGAGCUCGAAUGGACCAAGAAGUCCAACCGGUUUCUCGAUCAAUCCUGGAUCCGACAGUUCGACUCGCAACUCGAGCGGGCUAUCCGGGAAUAUGAACUGCUGUGA
This is a messenger RNA of Phytophthora sojae, 1875 nucleotides long. RefSeq lists its product as hypothetical. The transcript has 5 exons. NCBI's taxonomy places the organism in Eukaryota, Oomycota, Peronosporomycetes, Peronosporales, Peronosporaceae. Gene Ontology annotation, biological process: intraciliary transport; cilium assembly; regulation of microtubule cytoskeleton organization. The coding region runs from base 1 to 1875 and encodes 624 amino acids. Gene Ontology annotation, cellular component: centrosome; axoneme; intraciliary transport particle B. The record is from RefSeq and is a predicted model, not a curated record. Gene Ontology annotation, molecular function: microtubule binding; calcium ion binding.